Molecule: messenger RNA, 971 nt
Organism: Manis javanica (Malayan pangolin)
Lineage: Eukaryota; Metazoa; Chordata; Mammalia; Pholidota; Manidae
Source: RefSeq, a predicted model, not a curated record
AGGGAGGUGCCUGGGGAAAGGAUACGCAGAGCUGCUCGGGCCUGAAGGGGGUGCACAGACGGACAGGAGAUGCUGACACUCUGUGAGUCACUGGAAGGCAAACUCAGCUGGGCGUGGAGGGGCCGCAGCCGACGGAAAGCAGAAGAGGAGCCGAGGUGCCAGGAGGGCCGGCCCCCCGCAGGGCCACCUGGGGCUGCAGGUUUGGGGCCGCAAGAGCGGGAUGAAUCCAGGGGACGGGCCCGACCCCUGCUGGCUGCUGACCCGAGCCAGCCAGGCGUGUGGAGAAGCCGUCCAGCAGCUCUGGGGACGCCGACCGGCUGCCGCUGCGGGAGGGACUGGCACUCCGCAGGGAGAAAUACACCCACGGAAAUGAGCACAAGUCACUGGAGACACAUACGCAGCUGCUCACAUCUGCACAGAGGCCACCACCCCAAGCUGGAAACAGCUGGAUGUCUGUCUGUGGGGGACAGGCGGUGCGUGGACCGGAUGUUACACAGAGAUGGGAGUCGUCAGACAACAGCCACACUCGGCGAUGCUUCCCACGGGCACAACAUUCAGCCCAAGAAGCUGACACAAAGGAGCCCAUUACACUUAUCAGCUGGUGCCCAGAGGUGCAGGCGCGGGCGGCUAACCGUGAGGCGUGGGGCAGUGGUUUCUGCAGUGAGGCAGUUGGUGACCUCACGGGAGGGCUGGGGGCAUCUGGGCCCCAUCAGCCGUGGGUUUCCCGACUUGGGGCCGUGAUGGGGCUGCUUUCUAACACGUGCAGCUGGUCAGUUUGGACACCUCUGUGUAUGUGUGUCACACUUCACAAUAAAAAGGACUGUCAAAAAGUAAAGAUGCCUCCAGCAUGUCAGCUCUCCGUUCACACCCCUGUGCCCCAUUGAAAACAUUUACUUGAGGAAACAUUUCAGACAAAAUGAGAAAGAAAUUUAUAAACAAGGAAGACGUUGUACCCAAGAAAAGUGGGUGUA